Molecule: messenger RNA, 189 nt
Organism: Cylicostephanus goldi
Lineage: Eukaryota; Metazoa; Nematoda; Chromadorea; Rhabditida; Strongylidae
Source: the annotation of a GenBank genome assembly
GCCCGACGUGCACGAGAGUUUAUGGGAGAACUUUGGGCGUUGCUGGUCGAGGCUGAUGAAGCAGAGGAUGGCAUACCACGCAGCUUGGUAGAGAAGAAAAUCGAAGAAUUGCGUAAGGAACCACGACCUGGGAAUGGUGAUGUGAAACCGGAGCCAACCCCACAAUCUGAAGACUGGGCAACUAGGUAA